Molecule: messenger RNA, 1944 nt
Organism: Zygotorulaspora mrakii
Lineage: Eukaryota; Fungi; Ascomycota; Saccharomycetes; Saccharomycetales; Saccharomycetaceae
Gene: MSC7
Product: meiotic recombination directing protein
Exons: 1
Coding region: 1-1944 (647 amino acids)
Molecular function (GO): aldehyde dehydrogenase (NAD+) activity
Source: RefSeq, a predicted model, not a curated record
AUGUCAGACAUCUAUCUCAAUUCUGAAAUGGUAAAGCAGUUCAAUAUGACAGUACAGAAUUGUCUGACUCAAUGGUUAAAAAGGGAACAGAAGUUCCUUAACUAUCAAUUGCAAAACGUCGUUGAUCACACUCAGAGAAAUCCGAGAGUAGCAAUUUUGACAACAAUUUUGGCUGGAAUUUUCACACUAUAUGUUUUCUAUAAAUUAGUUUGGAGCUCUUCUGGUAGAUCGGUUGUGAAACCAGUUAAAUUCUCAUUGCAGAUUCCAGAAGCUGCCCAAGUUCAUUGGAAGGGUAAGCGACUAUUUCCAACCACGGUAUUUGAUAGCGAGAAACCUGGUCUAAUUCAAUCUUACUGCCCUGCAACAAGUCAAUACUUGGGAUCCUUUCAAUCCAAAAAUAUCCAAGAUGUUGAUAAUAUGAUCCAGCGCGCUAAAAAGGCACAAGAAGAAUGGAGAAAUGCUUCAAUUGAACGCAGAUUGCGUGUUCUGAUUUCCCUACAAUCAUAUAUUCUUGAUAAUCAAGAUUUAAUUGCUAGGGUUGCUUGCAGAGACUCUGGUAAGACGAUGUUGGAUGCAUCAAUGGGGGAGAUCCUAGUCACUUUGGAAAAAUUACAAUGGACUAUACAGUACGGACCAAGAGUCUUACAACCUUCAAGACGCCCUGGCCCAACCAAUUUUUUCAUGAAAUUGUAUAAAGGUGCCGAAAUCAGAUAUGAACCAUUGGGGGUAAUAAGUUCCAUUGUCUCGUGGAACUACCCAUUCCAUAAUUUGAUGGGCCCAAUAAUUGCUGGCUUAUUUACAGGUAAUGCAAUUGUCGUGAAGUGUUCAGAGCAGGUUGUUUGGUCAUCUGAGUUUUUCAUUGAGAUGAUGCGGAAAUGCCUAACUGCUUGUGGCGAAGAUCCAGAUCUGGUUCAAUUAUUCUACAGUUUACCACCAUCUAAAAACGAUGAUACCGCUAAUUAUUUUACCUCGCAUCCUGAAUUCAAACAUAUUACCUUUAUUGGAAGUCAACCAGUUGCGCACCAUAUUUUGCAAUGCGCUGCAAAAUCAUUGACUCCAGUUGUUGUUGAAUUAGGUGGUAAAGACGCUUUUAUUGUUUUGGAUUCUGUCAAAGAUCUGAUGGCUUUGUCAUCAAUUAUUAUGCGUGGUACCUUUCAAUCGUCUGGUCAAAACUGUAUUGGUAUUGAAAGAGUGAUUGUGAGUGACAAAAAUUACGAUAAACUGGUCGAAAUAUUAAAUGAUCGUAUGUCGAAGAAUCCACUGAGAUUAGGCUCAGAUAUUGAUCAUUUAGAAGAUGUUGAUAUGGGUGCUAUGAUCUCAGAUAACAGGUUCAGCGAAUUAGAAAAUCUUGUUAAUGAUGCGGUCUCCAAAGGUGCCCGUCUCUUACAAGGCGGAACACCUUAUAGUCAUCCAAACUACCCACAGGGCCAUUAUUUCAAACCGACUUUACUGAUUGAUGUUACGCCUCAGAUGGAGAUCGCACAAAAUGAAGUAUUUGGCCCUAUUCUAGUUGUCAUGAGAGCAAAAGAUACCCAAGACUGUAUUGAAAUAGCAAAUUCCGCACCAUUUGGUUUGGGAGGCUCUGUUUUUGGCGCUAGCAUUAAAGAAUGUAACUACGUUGCCAAUAAUCUAAAGACAGGUAACGUAGCAAUCAAUGAUUUCGCAACAUUUUAUGUUUGUCAAUUACCAUUUGGUGGAAUCAAUGGCUCUGGUUAUGGAAAGUUUGGUGGUGAAGAAGGUUUACUUGGCCUUUGUAACGCCAAGAGUAUCUGUUUUGAUACCUUACCAUUCAUUUCAACUCAGAUUCCAAAACCUUUAGACUAUCCAAUUCGAAGCAACAGAAAGGCUUGGUCCUUCACGAAAAGUUUUAUUACAGCGUCAUACGCAAUUUCCUUGUGGCAACGUAUAAAAUCAAUCAUAUCAUUGGCAAAGAGUUCAACGUGA